AUGAGAAAUCGAUCAAGUAUAGUUAGAUUUGCACUUUGCGGUAGUCUUCUAUUUGGUUGUGGUAUUAUUAUUUUGAAUUUUAUCUCACAUACUCAACAACUAAAUGACGAUUUUUUAAUUAAAAAAGAGACUAAAUCUAUUGAAUCAAUUCCUACUGCUAAUACAUUUAUUGAACAUAAAAAUAAUCCGAAACCAAUUAUAACAAACACCGACUACGAUUAUAAAUCACCUAGUCAACCAGAAAAAUUAAAUAUGAAUCUUAGUGAAACAGAUAUUCCAAACGUACAGAUUAAAGUCUAUAAUAUUUCUAUAACUAAUAAUAAGAAUAAAAAUAUUCUUGUUCGUGAAGCUGGUCAAAGUAAUUAUCAUAUACUUUUAUUACAUGGCGAGGCAUUUACUUCGAAAAUUUGGUGGGAAAUUGGUGCAUUACAAUUUUUGAGUACGUGGGGUUAUCGAGCAGUUACUAUUGAUAUUCCAAAAAAAGGAAAUCAUUCAUUACCUGUAACUAAUGAUAAACAAGCUGUUCAAUGGUUAAGAAAACUUAUCCAAGCACUGGAACUUUCAAAUUUAGUUAUUGUUAGCGCAUCAGCGAGUGGUGAUUUAACUUUACCUUAUAUUUUUCAAUUAGAAAAAGAACAACAAUUAGUACGAGGCUUUGUACCUAUUGCACCAGUUAGUACAGAAAGACGUGCGUUGGAUUAUUUUCGACAAAUUAAUGUUCCAACAUUAGUUGUUCAUGCUGAAGAUGAUUCUCCAUUUCAACCUGCAUAUGAAAUUCUUAUUGAAAUUCCAAAUAGCGAAGUUUUAUUUAUGAUCGAUGCUGGUCAUGAUUCUUAUGUAGAUCAACCAUUGUUUUUUCUUAAUGGACUUCGACAAUUUCUUUAUAAAGUCUAUCGACCAAUUUACAAAAAUUCGAAAUGGUUUUAA
Molecule: messenger RNA, 927 nt
Organism: Adineta steineri
Lineage: Eukaryota; Metazoa; Rotifera; Eurotatoria; Adinetida; Adinetidae
Source: the annotation of a GenBank genome assembly